Diplodia corticola is the source of this 2421-nucleotide messenger RNA. Its product is annotated as aaa family atpase. The record is from RefSeq and is a predicted model, not a curated record. Bases 1 to 2421 code for a protein of 806 amino acids. The transcript has 3 exons. Gene Ontology annotation, molecular function: ATP hydrolysis activity; ATP binding. Lineage: Eukaryota; Fungi; Ascomycota; Dothideomycetes; Botryosphaeriales; Botryosphaeriaceae.
AUGAUCCGCCAGAAGCCCUCUGCGGCCAUGCAGAAGACCUACGACGACUGCUACCUGGUCUGCUCGACCGCAGUCUACUUCGAAUCCCAGGGCAACGAGGCCGAGGCACUGAGAUCGUGGCGCAACGCCCUGGAUCAGAUCUACUACUUCAAUGCCUAUCGCCGCCCUGCCAACUGGGCCCCCAAGACCGAGACCGAAAAGGCCCUGCAGGCCUCGCUACGAGAGCUGGAGCUGCAGUGCAAGGAGCGCGUUGACCUUUUCGAGGCCUUGAAGGAGAGCCGCAAGGAUGCAAAGAAAGAAAAGGACCCCGCGUUCACUGGCGACGUGCAAGCCUCAGGCGCUCCCGACGGAGGUGCCUGGCUUGGCCAGGGUACCGUCCCGCCGGUCAACUAUCCUGACCUUACGAGACCACCGCCGUUGCCUAAACGCCCCUCGUUUCCCAAAUCCAGAAGCAGCGAUGGUGGACGGGCGCAGAGCUUGCCAGCCCAGCCAUUUCCCAUACCGUCUUUCAAAAAGACCACACGAAAUAUGAGCCCAGAAAAGAAAGGGGGGAUGUUGAAGACGUUGAGACCAACGCCGAAGGACGGGAGAAAGGCGUCGUCAUCGUCGCGUCCAUCCGCCUCGAAGGGAAAGCCUCCGGCAGCGGCAAAGGCGGCAACACAGGCCUGGGGCUCUAUUUCUGGCCCAAGCAAAGGCCCAGCACUGACAGCUGAAAACAGCAGCAAGGAAGCGCUUUCUAUGUCGAAGGAAGCCAGCGCCCGUCCGUCCUUCGACGGGGCCCAACACCCGAAUGGGAGCGGUGCGGAACGGUCUGCAAGCCCGUUUUAUUUCAAAUACCCAGCCAUGGAUGACGAUCAAGGAGACCGUAGGGCUUUUCACUUCUCCGUACCUGAGAGCGACAGUUCUGCUGCAGCUGCGAAGGUCCUGUCACAGGCGGCAGAGAGUCAAGAGAAAAAGAAGCCACCUACUCCUCCCCCUCAUAAACAUUUGCAUAGACCGCUUCCAGCCAGACAGAGGACCUCUGAACCUCGGGCAAAAGCGACGCCCGGCUUUCCUUCUUAUAGGAGCGAGUACCCUUCAGCCCCAGUCAACUCGAAGAAGCUCGUGUCUGUGCCCAAGAUCCACGAACCCAUAUCAGCUCGGGGCGGCAAGCUUCCUACCAAGUCAAAGCCGUCCUCCUGCGCAGGACCGCCUAGCGCUGUUCAUCGCAAGGCCCUCACAAGCGACGCAUCCCAGGAAUCCGCCGGGCACACAGCCUCACCAACAAGUGGUGACGACAGCAUGAGCAGUGAGCUGGAGCGGGAAACUCGUCCUCGAAGGCGGCAAGUAAAAGGGAAAGCACGUUUUGCGUCUGGAAAUUCUCGACCAACGCCCACGUCAGACUCUUCAUCGGAAGAUUUGGACGACACGGCGUCGGAGACAUCACCAGAGGACAAAGUUUGGAAAGAGCGAAUGGAACGCUGUUUGAAACGACUACCCAAGGGAGUUGACGAGGCUGCCGCGAAACAGAUAUUCAAUGAGAUUGUUAUCCAUGGGGAUGAGGUACACUGGGAUGAUGUUGCCGGACUUGAAGUCGCUAAAUCAGCGCUCAAGGAAACUGUAGUAUAUCCCUUCCUCCGACCGGAUCUUUUCAUGGGGCUCCGUGAACCAGCACGGGGGAUGCUUUUGUUCGGCCCGCCUGGCACCGGCAAGACGAUGCUAGCGCGCGCUGUGGCAACAGAAUCAAAAUCGACAUUUUUCGCCAUCUCCGCAAGCAGCCUGACCAGCAAGUAUCUGGGCGAAUCGGAAAAACUUGUUCGUGCCUUGUUCCAGUUGGCAAAGGCACUGGCACCGUCUAUCAUCUUUGUCGACGAGAUCGACUCGCUUCUUUCUUCCCGUUCCGGCUCCAGUGAACACGAGGCAACUCGGAGGAUCAAGACGGAAUUCUUGAUCCAGUGGUCUGAUCUAGCCAAGGCAGCCGCAGGGCGAGAGCAAAACGAGAAGGAAAAAGAAAAGGGCGACGCCAGCAGAGUCCUUGUGCUUGCAGCCACGAAUCUGCCAUGGACCAUUGAUGAAGCUGCAAGGAGGCGGUUUGUCAGACGACAGUACAUUCCUCUUCCGGAAGACCGUGUCAGAAAGUUGCAGCUGCAAACGCUUUUGAGCCACCAAAAGCACAACAUCACGGAUGAGGACCUGGACAGGUUGGUGGAGUGGACCGAAGGGUUCUCCGGAUCCGAUAUUACAGCUCUUGCCAAAGACGCAGCUAUGGGGCCAUUGCGAAGCCUGGGCGAGAAGCUUCUCCACAUGACAAUGGACGAGAUUCGACCAAUGCAGGUCGUCGAUUUCCAAGCAAGCUUGGCAAAUAUCCGACCAAGCGUAAGCAGACAGGGUCUCAAGGAAUACGAGGACUGGGCGAAAGAGUUUGGGGAGCGAGGGGGCUGA